GUAGUAUGGUUACUUGUCGACUGCAGGGGACAUAGACGUUGGUUUAGUUCAGAGCUCACGGGGCCACUCCGUACCGAAUGCGCGCCGAUUGAGAGCCGCCUUGGGGCUGUGUCGCUAGACUAAAGAUGCGUACACCUCUGGAGCGACCGGACCAAGUGCACGCUGGACGGUCGAACCACUGGAGACACAACACUUAUGUGCGCAGUAAGCCCAUUAUAAUUGAAUCUACGCCGAACCACAACGCAAAGAUGGCACGCUGCACCCGCAAGCCCGUAACGCCCGUAACAUGCAAGUCCCGCGGUGCAUACUCCGGAUCCGGAAGCGGUGUGACACGUGACAGAAACUGUUUUGCUGCUGUUUUCCGUGUCCGCGUCGUCGCGUGCCUCAUCGGGACCCUCAACUCGAUAGCCGGAUGCUGACACUUGAGUUGAAGACUGGAUAGAAAUAUGGCGAAACCUACAGAGGAGGACAAACUAGUCAUCGGAUGCUGGGCAGAAGGAAAAGUCCUGGACCGGGGCACCUUUGGGUGCAUAACGCUAUGGCAUAACACGAAAACUCAAGAGACCAUAGCACUCAAGAAGUGUCUGCGAGGUGUGGCUGAAAUGACAGACAAGCUGCGGGAACGCUGGGUUCAAGAAGUCGAAAUCCUCAAAAAGUUGGACCAUCCCAAUGUUGUCAAAGGACUUCCCGUGCCAGAGCCACUGCUAGUGCUUGCUUCAAGCCUGCCAUUUCUUGCAAUGGAGUACUGCAGUGGCGGGAACCUUCGAAAGAUGCUGCAACGACCUGAAAACUCUUGUGGUCUUCAUGAGAAGGAUGUACGCUGUGUGCUCAGUGAUGUCACAGCAGGGCUACAGUACCUGCAUAGUAACCACGUCAUCCACAGGGACCUGAAGCCUGAAAAUAUAGUUCUCAAGAAUGUUGAGGGAAAGACUGUCUACAAGAUCAUUGACCUUGGUUAUGCAAAGGAGUUUGACCAGAGCAGCUUAUGCAAUUCAUUUGUGGGAACAUUGCAAUAUCUUGCACCUGAGCUCUUUGAGAAGAAACCCUACACCAGGGCAGUGGAUCUUUGGAGCCUGGGCAUCCUUGCGUAUGAAGUCAUCGUAGGACAGCGGCCAUUUUCUCCAACAGCUUCCCCUGCACAGUGGAUUCCUUUAGUGCAUAAUAAGAAGAGUGGCGAUAUUCGAGGAGACAUAGCACCUAAUGGAGAGCGUUGUUAUUGGAAGACCCUUCCUGUUGAAACUUGCUUGACCAGUGUUUUCAAGAAGGAUAUCGAGGAGUGGCUUCAAGUUUUACUUGAGACAAAGCCAGAUCAGAGGAGUCGCCAUCAUGGUUUAACAGUAUUUGAAAUUCUCGGGAAGCUGCUUGCACAACCAACAGUGCAUGUGUUCUGCAUUGCUAAAAUGUCAGUGGUAUCAGUUGCAUUGAAGAGUGAAGAUUCCAUCAUGGACUGCUUGUCACAAGCCUUGAAGAAUGACACAGGAGUAGAGGCUGCCGACCAGCUGUUACUCACUGAAAGUGGAAGAGUCGCAGACAUCAAGUACAUUAAGGACAACUGCAAGCGAUUCCAGGAAGCUGGAGAGGUGAUGCUUUACCUUAUUGACACGUCUGGCCAUACCGACAAGGAUGAAGAGUCACUUUGGCUUCAACAGUUACAAGAGUGCACAACUCGGCUCUCAGACAGUCGCACCUACUUGAAGAGUAUUGAGAUCAGGCGGGAGUGGGCUUUGGCAACUUAUACUGUGCGCCAGUCAGUGCACACAUUUCAGAAUGUUCCACGUGCCUUCCGCAGCUUCCAGGCGCACUUGAGCUCAGAGAUUCCUGCACUGCAGAAGGCAUUGUCAAGCAUUCAUGUCGACGUGAACAAGCUCACAGCAAUGACGAAAGUUGUGCAUGAAAGCUAUACUACAGAUGUGGAAUGCCUACAGGAUUGGAUGAAAAGCAAAGGUGGAUCUUCGACUGGUACAGACAGCUUGCUUAAACAAUGGUGUGUUUGUGAUGAGCUGCUCAGUGAUGUUUACAACCAGCGUAAAAAAGUCGAGUACUGCUUCAACAAGUUCAACAAGCUGUGCACCAUCCUUGAAGAGAGCCAGAGGACCCCAUAUGGCCAGAGUACACCAUUGGAAAUUCUUGACGCCAUCAUGGCUCGAAUGUUGCAACUUUACGAGAAAGGCAAACAGAAAAGAGAUUAUGACAGUGUGUCCAACACCUGCACGAAUAUGUGCGAAGCUAUUCGGGAGCUUGACCAAGAACAGGAGCGUGUACUGAAGCAUGUCAGCCCUUAUAUGAGAAGCAUGCUAGGAGUCUUCCACGAGCUUGGUAACUUGCAUCAUUGUGUCUGCAAGUUGUCUGACCGUAUAGUAUCGAUUAGCCAAGCCCUGUCUGCUGAGCAGCAGCAGCGCCAGCAGUCUAUCUGGAACCUGCUUCGAUCAGAAACUACACGUGUACAGCCAGUUGUGCCUUCUGUUCAGGACCAAAUCCCACCUUCUGCUGGUGACUGUGCUUCCUGGAAUGCUUUAUGUCAGCAGAUGGAUGAACAGUUAAAAGAGAGCAGAGCACAGUGCAUUGAAGCCGAGACUGUGUUAGAAUUGGUCGAUGCAAACAUUGCCACACUGGAGAAAGAGUGCAGUGAGCUGUUGAAGACAAUGACCACUAAAUAAACUAGAAAAGCCCUCAUCUGGUCACGUAUGCUUAGAAUUCCGUCUGCCUUGUCUUUGUUCAGCGUGGCUUCCCUUUGAAAGUACUGUUAUCCAAAGUGUCUUGAUCUGCCAGACUACUUGUCACACUAACAAGCAGAGCACUUCCUUGAACCUGAGGCUGGCUUCCACUGUUUAAAGAGAAGCCGCCAUCUCAAUUCCUGCCAUGCAGGGUACAGUUAAGAAAAAGAAUAGCUUAUUUCCUUACCAUUCUCAGGUAGUCUGAUGUUAAUCCUAGAUGGGCUUGAUUUUGUCGUUGUAGUAAGUGUUGUACACACAACACAUAUGGGCACUGUAUGUUAUACCGCUUCUCCAUAGCAUUUUCCUAGCUGCAAUAUCACUGCCUGACAUCGAAGUGUAUAGUCCAUGAAAUGGCUUGAUGAGUACAAGAAACUCGGCUGAUUUUGAUGGUGUAUUUUAGUAUGAAUUUAGUGUUGGGGAGGUUGGGGGGCCAGACUUCCUUUUGUGAAUGCCGGUCUAAUCGAGCCAGUCUUUCGCUUUUACUUCACACUUGCAUCAUGCAGUUUAUACUCUGUUGCAGUUUUUUUACACUGCACUCAAGGGUCACCACUAGUUUUCAGGCAUUACAAAAAUAGAUGGGUAUCAUAUACCUAAGUAUGCCCUCUUAAGUCCUGUCUACCCUACUGCAUGGACAUCCCUGAUGUAGUACUCUUACUAGCAGUUGUGUUUAAGAGCGGGAGGGAGGUGGUCCAUGCUUGAUUGGCAUUAUGCAUCAGUAGACAAGGCUUAUACAUUCAACUGGAUGCCUGAAAGCUGCUUUGCUUGCUAUGCAGUAAAUCUUAUUGUUGCUAUGCAUAUCUUUAAUGUUGAGUGUGCACACAAGUCAGGGAGUUUAGUUCCAAGUAAAGAAGCCAGGUUAUGAGCUUUUCUUAUGAGCAAGGAGUGUCGAUAUUGUACCCACUUUUAGGCAUCCUUUGCGACACACUGAUUGACACGCUGAUUGCUACAUGUGUUAUGUGCACUGGACAUCAUCUCAUGCAGAACAGCAUUUCAGUUCAAUAACAAGUUCCAAGCAUAUGCAGUCAGAAGAAUGUAUAUGGCUAGAAUGCUUUCACCUAGUUUACAAGUCUUUUCAUUGUGACUUUUGCCAUCUGUCCAGAUUUUUUUCCAAUCCUGGAAGUUCCUCAUUUUGUGUAUAGUUGUAUUACCAUUAUUACUUAUUCUACAGAUGCAUUUUUUUUAAAUAUGUAAACAUCUUGUUUUGGAACAUGUACAAUAAUGUUAAUGGCUGCAUAAUUGCACAAAAAAUGCCUUCACAAUUUGCCUUCUUUGUAUACACUCUGCUGUUGUUGCUGUUCCAGUGCUUUGUGCAGGACAUUGCUGUGAUGUAUUGCACCAAUAAAAUGUGCUUGCCAA
Molecule: messenger RNA, 4070 nt
Organism: Dermacentor albipictus
Lineage: Eukaryota; Metazoa; Arthropoda; Arachnida; Ixodida; Ixodidae
Product: inhibitor of nuclear factor kappa-B kinase subunit alpha-like
Biological process (GO): peptidyl-serine phosphorylation; positive regulation of transcription by RNA polymerase II; tumor necrosis factor-mediated signaling pathway
Cellular component (GO): IkappaB kinase complex; cytoplasm
Molecular function (GO): IkappaB kinase activity; ATP binding
Source: RefSeq, a predicted model, not a curated record